AUGGACGCAUCCAGCAUCGCAGCUGCGGACUCCCAGGUGCUCGAGAACCUGGGUCGCUGCCCACAACUGACCACCGCCCAGAGGCUCGCCCUCAACAGCCUGCUGGCCGCUGGGAACACCUCCCUUGGGCCUCCUGGCUCCUGGGACCUGGAGGGGUUGCAGGCGUUGGGACCCCUGGCCACCUAUAUCAACCCCCACCUAUGGAUGCAGGUGCCAGAGCCAGCCUGGGUGGAGGGCAGCCCUGAGUGUGGCAGCCAGCCUGGGCCCAAGGGCAUUGUGGGGCAGGGGCCUCAGCGAUACCAGCAAGCUGCUCGCCAGGCGGCCAGCCUGGACUUCUUCCGCAGCGUGGUAGCCAAGUGCCGGGAGGGCCAGCUCAGCCAGCACAAGGCCAGGCGUUUUGUCACCAGCUUCCUCGAGUCCAAGGCCAUGCCGGUGUCCACCAGGCCCAAGCGGGACACAGGGAGGACCUGCGUGUGCGGCGAGGUCACGGCAGCCGCACUGCGGGACGACCUCUUCCUGGUGCGCUACAACUGCACGCAGCUAGAGUCCUGCCUGGGCAGCGGGGUGCUCAGGGCGCACCUGGACCCCCUGCUACAGCAGCCCCUGCCCGCCGAGUGCCAGCGUGUCGUCAAGACCAAGCUCGCCCAGGUCUACCCUGGGGGCAUCCCCGAGGACCAGCUGCGAAGCAUCACCUCACUGGUCUACCUCUACUCCCCGGCUGAGAUCAGCCAAUGGAACAUCACUUCCGGGGCUACAGUCCUGGCCCUGCUAGCCUCUGACGUGGCCCUGGAAAAUCAGACUGAGGCUAUCCUGCAAAAGUUCCUGGACCACAAUGGCACGGUCACAGGUGCCCUGCUGGUGGCCAUCGGGGGCUCUCGCCUGUGCUGGAUGAGCCCCCGGCAGAUCCAGGCCAUCCAGCCCUCAGAGCUCCGACUGGCCGGGGCCCUGGACGUGUCCCGCUGCCCACAGAGCCACAAGAACCUGCUCUUUGCCAAGGCCCGCGAAGCCUUCGGCAGUAUGAGGACCAGCGCUGCCUACUACCACUCCAUGCGCCCCUACCUCGGAGGCGCCCCCGUGGAGGAGCUGCAGCACCUGGCUCAGGCCAAUGUGUCCAUGGACAUCGACACCUUCACCAACUUGAACCCCAGAGUGCUGCAGAGUCUCAGCGUCAGCCACGUGACCACGCUGCUGGGUCAGAACGUGGUGGACCUGCAGAAGGCCCGCAGCCACCCGGCCAUCCGCUCCUGGCUCGGCAGCCUCAACAGUUCGGCGCUGUACAAGCUGGGCCUGGCCUUGGGCACCGACAGCCUUAAGGGCUCCACAGGCACAGCCUAUGGGCUCCCCGACACCACCUCAUCGGCGCACCAUUCCUCAGGCCUGCUGGGGAGCCACACUGCGGCUCCCACCUCAGGCAGCCCACCAGCCUGCCUGGGGCGUCUGCUGCUGGCUGCGGCCCUGCCCUCCGGCUUCCUGUGGCUGCUGUGGCUCGGUGCCUACAGCACCCACAAUGCAGCCUCCAUGGUCCACCCAGAGGAACACCUGCGUGGGGGUGCAGAGCCUGGUCGAGCCCAGCCGUGGGUGCCGCCCACGCCGUGCCUAGAGGUCCUGGAGGGCUGA
This is a messenger RNA of Ochotona princeps (American pika), 1617 nucleotides long. RefSeq names its product mesothelin-like protein. The coding region runs from base 1 to 1617 and encodes 538 amino acids. Lineage: Eukaryota; Metazoa; Chordata; Mammalia; Lagomorpha; Ochotonidae. The transcript is spliced from 11 exons. Gene Ontology annotation, cellular component: cell surface. The record is from RefSeq and is a predicted model, not a curated record. Gene Ontology annotation, biological process: cell-matrix adhesion.